Molecule: messenger RNA, 2359 nt
Organism: Cladocopium goreaui
Lineage: Eukaryota; Dinophyceae; Suessiales; Symbiodiniaceae
Source: the annotation of a GenBank genome assembly
AUGGCGAUCCCCAUGGCGUUGCGAAGCGCCGCUGUCUUCGCGUUGGCUCCGGCUCUGGUGUGUCCAGCAUGGGGAUGGAUCAACGAUGAGACGCUACGUGCGGAGACCCUGGCCGCAGUGCCCGGCAGCGUCAAACGGCUGCAGGUCGACUUGGACUUGGAGCCGCUGCACAGGUGGGACUUCCUAAGCCAUGAGCCAGGCUUUGAAGCUUAUCACUCAGAAGUGACCCAAUAUCUUGAGAAGUACAUCCCAGCACAUCUUCUUCCCAUGGUGGAUGAUAUCACCAAGCACAUGGAGAAGGCGUACUACGCAGACUACGCUCAAGAGAUGCAAAGUUUGUCAAGCGCGCUGAACAUCUCCCUGGGAGAAAUUGUGCUGGUGAAUUUAGUUUAUCAAGUCGAACAGAUUGGCACCGCUUGUAACAAAGUGAACACCACCGGCCCCUGUCCUCCUGCGGCUCCUGCGGGCCCUGGGCUGUGUUCUGGGCUGGUGGCCGAUGCGGGAGACGCGCUGUGGCAAGGUCGCAACUUGGACUGGGACUUGGACAAAGCAUUGUUGCCAUUUGUUGUGGAGGUGGAUUAUCUUUCUAAAGGUCAAACCGUCUUCAGAGGAGUUCAGGUGGUGGGUAUGAUUGGCGUGCUACACGGCAUGGCCAUGGGUAAGUUCAGCGUGCAGAUCAACGCUCGCGAUCGCGGGGGCAGUUUAGCGAAAAAUCUUCUGGAGGAGCUGCUCCUGGGGGGAAAGACACCCACGCACGUCAUCCGCAAAGCGCUGGAGCAAGAAGCGACCUUCAGCGAUGCUGAGCAGUUUCUUUCCUCUGAGCGCUUAGCCAAUCCCGUGUAUUUCAUCCUCUCUGGCGUGCAACAUGGUGAGGGCGCCAUUUUGACGCGGCAACGGCAACGAUGCGACGCGUGGCACCUCUUUGAGACGAAUCCCAAGGAUUCCAAGCAGGUGAAUCCGCAACCUGGAUGGUUUCGGUUGCAGACCAACUAUGAUCCUUGGGAACAAGUUCCAAAGUAUGAUGACCGCCGCACGCCGGGGGUGCGGAACACGGAGAAGUUCUGCAAGGGUGGUGCCAGUGUCAACGAGGACACAGUUCUGUCUGUGAUGACAGCCUGGCCCACCAAGAAUCACCACACGGACAUCACCUCGGUGAUGUGCGCCCGCACGGGGCAAAUGAAGACCAUGCUGUGGAUGAAGACGACUUCUCCGCAUCUCAUGGGCUCCGAUCGCUUCGAGUACACGGUGGUGGGCUCCAUGCUGGAGCUCUACUGCAACGCUGUGGUGGAUCUCCUCUCCAAGGGGAACCCCAGUCAAUCCAAAGCCAAACUGAAUAUUCGGCAAGAGAAGAAUGGCAACGUAGCAGUGGAGGGCCUCACUGAAGAGGAAUGCAAGAACGCUGAUGAGCUGACGAACCUUUUGGAACGUGGCAACGAACAACGCACUGUUGCGGCAACGGCCAUGAACUCGGAGAGUUCCAGAAGUCACCUGAUUCUUAUCAUCAAAAUCAUCAGCGUGAACAAGGAGACCAAGGAGGUGCUGAAGGGCAAGAUGCUGAUGUGCGACUUAGCAGGUUCGGAACGCCUCAAACGAUCAGAGGUCACUGACCAUCAGCAGACAGAAGCCAUCGCAAUUAACAAGUCGCUGACUGCGCUGGGCGACGUCAUUGAGGCCUUAACCAAAGGCGGCAAGGGCGUGGUUCCUUACAGGAAUCACAAGCUCACUCUUUUGAUGCAAGACUCCUUAGACGUCGAUCUCAGCAUUUCAAAAGGCUCAGGCAGAAUCCAGGAUACGCCGUCGCCGAUCUUCGCCGAUCUCCGCGCGAUGCCUGUGACUUGUGGUGAUUGCUGCUGCUCAAAGGAUUGCAAUGGCGAGGAGUGCGGCUGCAAAUGCGGUGAGUCCAUCGCCACUUUGGGCGCCUUCUUCAUCGUGGCUGCUGCGGCCUUUUGGAUCGUCGGCUUGCUCUUUGGCUGGAACGGACCUGACACUCACUUCCAGUCGGACUUGACCUACCACCAGUUCAACAUGUUCUGGUUCUAUCUGGGAUUCAUUACCGUGGCGUUUGGUGUGCUCUACGCCAUCUACGCCCGCGGCGGCAAGGCUUUUGCACGAGAGCCGGAGGCAGAGGAGGAAACGCCGACAGAGGAGAAGUCCGCAUUGGCAGCAGCACCAACUCCAUACGUCAUGCUGCCUGCUGAGCCGUAAAGAAGAGAGCUUUUUGGCAUAGCUUGGCGACGUGUCUCGUGUCAAACGAGGCGUUGAUUGAAAGCGUGUGCAAGCUGUGAUUCAGCUGUGGUUUCUGCCAUGGUUUGGAUUUGAAGCUCCGGACCAGGCUAUCAAUGACGAUUUUGGUUCUGCG